Molecule: messenger RNA, 1645 nt
Organism: Mytilus californianus (California mussel)
Lineage: Eukaryota; Metazoa; Mollusca; Bivalvia; Mytilida; Mytilidae
Product: cationic amino acid transporter 3-like
Exons: 3
Coding region: 70-1359 (429 amino acids)
Biological process (GO): amino acid transport; transmembrane transport
Cellular component (GO): plasma membrane
Molecular function (GO): amino acid transmembrane transporter activity
Source: RefSeq, a predicted model, not a curated record
AUCUUAUUUGGUAUCUUCCAUGUUCGUCAUGAGAAUUGGACGGAUCCACCAGGCUUUUUUCCGUUCGGUAUGACAGGGAUAAUAGCUGGUGCUGGAACACUUUUCUGUAUAUUUACUGGAAUAGACUGUAUUUGUUCUUUGAGCGAAGAAACAAGAGAACCAAUCAAAAUUGUCCCACGUGCAAUCAUAACUUCCAACAUUCUAACGUUUGUUAUAAUAAUGUGUGUGACUUUGGCUGUAACACUAUCAUAUCCCUGGUAUAAUCUACACGACAUUAUGGCUAUUCCUACUGUCUAUCAAAAUAAAGGAGUAAAUGGAUCAUUUUAUGUUUUUGCAAUUGGUGGAUUAAUAGGACUAACCGCUGCUUUGGUCAGCAGCAUACACGGAAUACCAAGGUUGUUGUUUUCUAUGAAAAUGGACCGGUUAUUAUAUCCUUGCUGCUUACUGAAUCCCGACACUGGAGGAGUUUUUAAGUUAACUAUAUUUCCUUUGUUGAUAGCAAGUCUAUUAUCUGUGUUUGUGACGCUGAAUAUGUUAAUUCAAAUGUUGGCAUUAGGAUCAUUGAUUUCAUACACUUGCGUAGCAGUAUGUGUUUUACAUGUCCGUUAUCAACCAACACACGUUGGACUUUUCCAGGAAUAUGAAGACUUAAAUGAGGAUAAAUUUAUUCAGAGCACAGAACUUGUAUAUCCAUCUUUAUUUACACGAAACCCCAAAAAUAAUAACGAUUUAAGUAAGACUUUUGUUGAGAAAAACAAUAUUGGAUUUUUCAACAGAUUGUCAAAAGAUCCAAAAAAUCAUUUAAUUAUGCCGGACAAACCACGUGAUACCACGUAUCACAAAAUGGAUAGUGUAAUAAACGAUACACCAAGUGGAAGUCAGAGUAGUUUGUUUCAAAUUCCUCCAGGAAUUGCAAUAGAACCUUCAAAUGCAACGUCAAUGACGUCAUCAAUAGCACUAAUUAUAUUCAUUAUAGCAACAACUGUUUUCUCCUUCAUAGUAAUAUUUGCCAGUGAUUCGUUGUUUACUGGUUCGUGGUGGGCUACGGCUUGUUUUUUAAUUUCUGUGAUAACAUUAAUAGUAACAACUGUAGUCAUUGUAAAGCAGCCUCAGAAUCAAACCAGUUUACUGUUUAAAACUCCAUAUGUGCCGUUCGUACCGCUGCUUCUUAUAUUCAUAAAUUUGUUAAUGAUGUCAUCAUUAUCAUAUAAAGCAUGGUUACGAUUCAGUAUAUGGCUAUUCAUUGGAAUAAUUGUUUAUUUUAUAUAUGGAAUACGACACAGCACAGAAAGUGAAAUAGACGACCAAGAAGUUGUUCUUUAUGAAAUAAAUGACCAAGAAAGGACACCAAUAAAGUGAUAAGAAGUUGUAGUUUCCUCCCUUAAGAGCUAACAGAGUCUCCUCCCUUCAGAGCUAACAGAGGACAUAGGAUCACAGAAUGAGAAGGAAAAAACUGAAUCUUAAAUAUCGAAAAUACUAUGUAACCUCAGCAGAUUAUGAUUAUCAUAACUUUAAUUAAUGUUUCUUUUAUUACGAUCUAAGUAUGUUUAAGGAGGAGAAAAUGCAUUCAAAAGUAGAAUAUACAACAUUAACAGGGAGGAUGGUAAAGUGUAUAUUUGAAUAACCAAUAAACAACAAUGAAUAA